Molecule: messenger RNA, 2502 nt
Organism: Lates calcarifer (barramundi perch)
Lineage: Eukaryota; Metazoa; Chordata; Actinopteri; Centropomidae
Exons: 15
Coding region: 1159-1728 (189 amino acids)
Source: RefSeq, a predicted model, not a curated record
ACAGCACUGAGACACACCCAUGCAUAUAGCUGAAAGUCACACAGUGAGUUCCCAGAUUGUGGUCCAUUUCUUGCAAGUCGUGAUUUAUCAAUGUGAAAAAACAAGCACUUACUUGCAUAGCACCAUUGCUUCAUAUCCUCCUUUCUUCCAGCAUUGCAGCAGUAAAGCUUCACUCACACACAAUGGACCAACGUCUGUGAUAUGAAUGGUUGCCAACAGAAGGAUGUAGCAAAUGGAUGUAAAGAAGAAAAAAGACUCCCACACUCGAACACCUGGUCGAGUGAAGGUGUUUUCACUUGUUACUGGUCAAACCUUUGGUGCUGAUGUGACCAUCCUGAAGAAAGUGAAGAACUACAGAGGGAUCACUGUGGAGGAGACCAAUCACUGGGACCAAUGUGACGUCAUCAUCGUCUUCUGUCCAAUCAGUAAUCGUCCUGGUUCAGAUGUGCAGGACGCCAUGAGCAGAGUUCAAGGUGACUCACCUGUCAUCCUGGUCCUGAUGCAUCACACCCGAAAACUAGAUCAUACACCUGGAACAACAAACUGGUCUAAGACCUACCCACAGGUUCUGCUGGACGUUAACAUUCUCUUCCACGACAGUGUACCAGGAUUACUGCAGUGUGAGAGAAAUGAGAGUUCAGUCCAACAGAUACACAGAGAGUUAAUGAAACACAGAAGAAGUCAGGAGAGAGGAGAUGUGGAUGAGCACAAAACUGAAGGCAGCUUGAGGCCCAAGUGCUGCUCCAUCCUGUAGAGGACCCCUCUCACUCACUGAAAGAGACUGAAAUCAGAAACAUGAAGUGAAUGAAGCUCUGUGGACUGAUCAGGGUUGUAGGUGCAGGUGAUCACAUGUGUGUCAGCUUGGUGAGACCACACCUAUUCCUCACCUGAGACUGACAGACUAGUUAAACCUGCAGAGACCACACCUCCUGUGUACACCUGUUCUCUACCUGGUUCCAUAAAGACCAGUUAAACCUGCAGACUGGACUCAGAGCCCGUCAUCAAGUCUUCAGACCCCACUGAGGAAUCCUCACUGAUGAAAGAUGAGAGUCAAGACUCGCCCUCUUCUCAGGAGCCAUCAAGUCAAACACUGUAAAAAACAGGGACAGUUCAGAGCAAAGUACCCAGCAGGACAACCAGCCAGUGAAAGAUGAAGGUAUGCCACUAAAACGAAAGAAAGAAAACCCAGAGACACAGUCUUCAGCUCCCAGUGAGGAAUCCUCACCGAUGAACUCUCAGGAGUCCCCAUGUCAAGGAUUGUCACAAGCCUCCAAUGAGGAAUCCUCACUGAUGGAUGAGAACAAAGCAGACCCCUCCCCUACUCAGGAAUCAUCAAAUGAAGAGCAGAGAUAUCAGCUUCACUUAAACACAAUGGACCAACAGCAACCGACUUCUAUCCCAGAGGAACUGAGAGCGUUGUUUCCUCCUGACCUGUUAAAGGCUGCCUACAGUCUGGUUGAGGACUACAGGAGGAUGGACCCAUUCAACACAAAUCUUCGUGAAUUUUUCAAUCUUUUGACAGAGUUCACCAUCAAAAUAAAGAAGAAAAAAGACUCCCACACUCGAACACCUGGUCGAGUGAAGGUGUUUUCACUUGUUACUGGUCAAACCUGUGGUGCUGAUGAAGCCAUCCUGAAGAAAGUGAAGAACUACAGAGGAUCACCGUGGAGGAGACCAAUCACUGGGACUAUGACAAACAUGCAGUCCAGAAAAUACACAGAGAGUUAAUGAAACAAGGAGGAAGCCAGGAGAGUGGAGAUGGAGAGUCAUGGUGGUUUAGGAUUUUUCAGAGAAGAUAAUCAGUGAAGCAGUUUUGGCAGAAGUGGGAAAGAUGACAUUAAAGUCUAAAGACUAAAUGAAAAUAGAUUUACAGCUUCAUUAUAUUUGACUCCCUCCUCUUGGUGAAAGUGAUGACCCUCUGAUAACGUCCUGAUUCAGCUGCUGUAAUGAUCUGAUGAAUGUUGUAGAGAAGAAUUAAAAAGCCAGCUCUAAAUCCAUCUCAGGUUACAGUUAGUUACAGGUCACAGGUCAGAUUCACCACCACUGCUCCUACUGGACAAUCUGUUCACGUCAAACUUCCUCCGUCAAAAUGACUGGGACAGUUUGUGUUGAUGUGACAUUUAAAGGAAUAGUUCAGCACUUCAGGAAAUCACCUUAUCCUCUGUGAGGUGGUUGUGUUAUUGUGAGAAGGUGAACAUUAACAUCAUGUCUGUGUGUUGGGAUGAGGAUGUGAUUAUCUGAGCUCUCAGCUGGUCUGAACAGGAGCUGCUGGACUCCUGUGUUCAGGUCUCUCAGGUUUCUCAUGGCUUCUGUCUCUGUGCUGUACUGUCUUAAACUCACAGUAAUGUUUCAUUCUGUCUUUUCUUUUGCUUCUCACGUCACUGAAUCUGUGUUAAACAGCCUUUGUUAAGAUUUCUCAGGUUGUCACUUUGAUUUGAAUUCAUUGUUGUAUAUUGUGGUUCCUGCUUUAAAAAGGUUGUGUCCUAAAAUUCAGUACAAACA